Molecule: messenger RNA, 1008 nt
Organism: Sardina pilchardus (European sardine)
Lineage: Eukaryota; Metazoa; Chordata; Actinopteri; Clupeiformes; Clupeidae
Product: trace amine-associated receptor 13c-like
Exons: 1
Coding region: 1-1008 (335 amino acids)
Biological process (GO): G protein-coupled receptor signaling pathway
Cellular component (GO): membrane
Molecular function (GO): trace-amine receptor activity
Source: RefSeq, a predicted model, not a curated record
AUGACUCUUCAUGACGUCAACUACACAGGUGAUUGCCUGCAGUCCAUCAACUCAACCUGUUCAAAAUUAUACUCUUCUAUGGCAGCUUAUGUUUCGAUGUAUGUGUUUGCUGCAGCUGUGGUGAUAUUUACUGUGUGUGGGAACCUUCUGGUUAUAACUGCUGUCUAUAAUUUCAAACAACUCCAUACCCCAACCAAUAUCCUUAUUGUCUCACUGGCCAUUUCUGACUGUCUUGUAGGUUUAUUUGUAAUGCCGGUACAUUCAAUGAUUUUGAUAGGAUCAUGUUCACUUUUUGGGUCAACCUUUUGUGCCUUGUACAAUAUUAUCAAUUUCCAUUUAACAUUUGUCUCUGUAUACAAUAUUUCAUUCAUUGCUGUUGACCGUUACUUUGCCUUAAGCAAUCCUUUCCUCUAUUCCAAAAAGGUAUCGCUGUCUCUAGCAUUCAUUAUAACAAUACACAUUUGGAUUGUGUCACUGUUUUACAACUGUGCAUUUCUUUACUUUAAUGGAAACUUCAGGAACAAAUGCCCAGAUAAAUGCCUUGUUUCUGUGGAUGAAGUGUGGUCUACUGUUGAUCUUAUUAUUGUUUUUAUUUUACCAUGUGCCACUAUCAUAAUUCUGUACCUAAAAGUAUUUUUCAUUGCUAGAAGGCACGCAGUCGUAAUCAGAGCUGCACUCAAGGAUCGAAAACGACUGGACAUCCAGAACAAUGGCGACUCAAUUAAAUUGGAGAGGAAAGCAGCCAAAGUACUUGGAAUUCUUGUUUCAGUGUUUUUGAUAUGUUUAAUCCCCUAUUAUAUUUGUAUGUCACUAUAUGAUGUGUUAGCUGAAUCAUAUGACAGCGUCGCCAAUGCCAUGUUAACACUAUUUUUCUUUAACUCUACACUCAACCCAAUAAUUUAUGCUUUGUUCUAUCCAUGGUUUCGAAAAAGUAUUAAAUUUAUUGUCACAUGCAUAAUCUGUAGGACUGACUCAUCAUUUACAAAUGUGCUCUCAAGUGACCGUUGA